Molecule: messenger RNA, 798 nt
Organism: Prunus avium (sweet cherry)
Lineage: Eukaryota; Viridiplantae; Streptophyta; Magnoliopsida; Rosales; Rosaceae
Source: RefSeq, a predicted model, not a curated record
AUGUCUGAAAAUUCAGAUAUGAUGUAUCCAUUUGCAUACCCACAAAAUUCUUCCUCUCAUCCAUCUAUUCAAACACAACAUAUUGUCUCUCUUCUUCCAACAAAACUCAACCGUAACAACUACAUUUUGUGGAAAGAUUUAUUUCUUCCUAUUCUCAAGGGCUAUGAUCUCAUUGGUAUUGUUGAUGGAUCGAAACCUUGCCCUCCUCAGUUCCUCACCACCACAACUAAGCAAACAUCCACCGCCUCACCCCAACAAAUCAUAGAAAACCCCUCUUUUGUGCUUUGGAAUAAAAAGGAUCUCAGCUGCAAAAUCAUCAUCAAUGCUUCUCUCACUGAAAGCAUUCGUCCCCACACAGUAGCUUCCAACACCAGUCGUGACCUUUGGUUAAAUCUCGAGAAAAGGUUCUCCUCUACAACAAAGUCUUAUCUUUUCUCGCUCAAGACAAAAAUCCAAACACUCAAAAAGGGCUCUCUCUCGAUUCUUGAAUACUUACAGCUCAUUAAGCAAACUGCAGAUGCUUUUGCUACAGCUUAUUCACCACUUGUUGACAUAGAUUUUGUGGCCCAUGUUCUCAAUGGCUUACCCCCUGAAUAUGACGCCUUUGCCACCUAUAUCUGGGUUCGAUCUGAGACAGUCAAUGCUAAAGAGUUUCAUGGCCUUCUCCUAAGUAAAGAAAUGGCUCUUAGUAAUCAUACUCCCACACUUUCUGAACCACAAACCAUUGCCUUUCACACCAUAUCAUCCAAACCUAACUCUCAACAUCCACAUCCUUCACCUUACAAUAACCCCAACUAA